AUGUUCAUUCAAACAAAAAGCAAAACCGUUGACCAUAGGGAAAUAUAUAACGGAAGUUACAUGUCAUCAUUGAUAAAAGAUCAACGGAAGAACCAGAAUAGAAAAUCAAAUGUACCAGAUCUUCAAGAACCCAACGAGCUCUACCAUAGCCCUAUACCUCUGCCCAAAGAAAAGUGUGCUGAUCUAAAAGUUCUAAUGGAAUUUUGUGAAGAAGAGGGAUCUAAAGAGUACUACGGCCAACUUCUCUCUGCUAACCGGCCUGUACUAGAACCAGAAUCAGAUGAUGUGCCUGAUGAUCAAAGUGAUUUUUAG
Psylliodes chrysocephalus is the source of this 312-nucleotide messenger RNA. The record is from the annotation of a GenBank genome assembly. Lineage: Eukaryota; Metazoa; Arthropoda; Insecta; Coleoptera; Chrysomelidae.